Molecule: messenger RNA, 669 nt
Organism: Candida dubliniensis CD36
Lineage: Eukaryota; Fungi; Ascomycota; Pichiomycetes; Serinales; Debaryomycetaceae
Product: adenylate kinase
Exons: 1
Coding region: 1-669 (222 amino acids)
Biological process (GO): nucleobase-containing compound metabolic process
Cellular component (GO): cytoplasm; mitochondrion
Molecular function (GO): ATP binding; AMP kinase activity
Source: RefSeq, a predicted model, not a curated record
AUGAACCCACUUAGAAUCUUACUCUUGGGAGCACCAGGAUCAGGUAAAGGCACUCAAACAUCACGAUUGCUAAAGAGGUUUACUCAAUUACAAUCAUUGUCUUCUGGGGAUAUUUUACGAAACCAAAUACGUCUAGGGUCUGCAAUUGGCAAGCAAGCACAGUCAUAUAUCAAAAAUGGAUCUUUGGUUCCCGACAAAAUAAUGGUUGGCCUUAUCACUGCCGAGUUGGAAAAGAAAAAGUGGUUAACCCAAACGUCUAGUUGGUUAUUAGAUGGGUUUCCUAGAACUGUCAACCAAGCAAAGGAAUUGGAUCGUGUGAUACAAAAUCGAGCCAAUUUUAAUUUAGUGGUUGAGUUGGAUGUUGACCAGAAGGUUAUUUUACAAAGAAUUGAGGCUAGAUGGAUUCAUGAAGCUAGUGGGAGAGUGUAUAAUUUAGAUUAUAACCCACCCAAAGUGCCAUUCAAAGAUGACGUUACGGGUGAGGCUUUGACGAAACGUCAAGACGAUACCGCUAAGGUGUUUCAAAAAAGGUUGGACCAGUAUAAUGAAGAAAUCGAGCCUUUAAAGGAGUUUUACAAGGAGAAAGGGUUGUUGUAUUCUGUUAGUGGUGAUACUUCGGAUAUAAUCUAUCCAAAGUUGGAGAAAUUAAUUGUAGAUAGAUUUACAUAG